Xiphophorus hellerii (green swordtail) is the source of this 1713-nucleotide messenger RNA. Its product is annotated as dual specificity protein phosphatase 19-like. NCBI's taxonomy places the organism in Eukaryota, Metazoa, Chordata, Actinopteri, Cyprinodontiformes, Poeciliidae. The transcript is spliced from 5 exons. Gene Ontology annotation, molecular function: JUN kinase phosphatase activity. The coding region runs from base 261 to 872 and encodes 203 amino acids. Gene Ontology annotation, biological process: protein dephosphorylation; regulation of MAP kinase activity. The record is from RefSeq and is a predicted model, not a curated record. Gene Ontology annotation, cellular component: cytoplasm.
AAGCUAACUAUUGCUAGCUGCAAGUUCAACCGGGAUGAGAGAGGGAACAGCCAGGUUCUUUAUUUUCAGGAUCCCAGGUCAGAAGAGUCAUGCGGACAGCGGGAGUAUCUGUAGCUGAGAGUUUUGGUGCUUCGUGGUCGGGUUUCGGUGGAGCAGAGACGACGCCCCGACUGCUGGAUUAGCCAGGAGCCGCCGCCAUUACCAGUCGACGCUAGCUAGCUAGCUAUUAGCACCAACGAAGGCCUUCAGGGCCUGGGGCAAUGCAUUCACUGGCUCAGGAAAUUCAGGGCUUCUCCAAAAACCUCCUGAAGAAGCAGUCCACGCGCGUCACCACGGUGACGGGCAGGAAGUUGCUGGAAAAGAGGUGUGAUGGAGCAGAGGGUGAGGUGGAGCAGGUGGAGGAGCUGGAAGAAGAAGGCAGGUGUGGAUUUGUAGAAGAUACUAGCCUUGAUCUUCAAGUCGGGGUAGUCAGACCCUUUCUGCUGCUAGCCUCUCAGGAUGCAGCCCACGACAUCGACACCAUGCAGAGAUUUAAGGUGUCCCAUGUGCUAAACGUGGCCUAUGGAGUCACCAACCUGUUUCCAGAUCAGGUGGUCUAUAAGACGCUUCAGAUCCUGGACCUUCCAGAGACUGACCUCUCGUCUCAUCUGGAGGAAUGCAGCUCCUUUAUAGACCAGGCCAAAAAGCAGGGCGGAGUGGUGAUGGUCCACUGUAACGCAGGUGUGUCACGCUCCUCCUCCAUUGUGAUUGGCUACCUGAUGUUAAGGGAGGGGCUUUCAUUUGAUGAUGCGUACAACCAGGUGAAGCUGGCUAGACCUUCAGUUCGACCAAACCCCGGCUUCUAUCAGCAGUUACAGAACUACAAGCCUUAAAGGACGACAGGACAGCUCCAUCUGUUCAAAUAACAGUCAUGGGAUCUAAUGCUAUGUUAACAAUAUAAACUCUAUGGUACUGCAAUGUUUUCUCCAUAAGCUUUGACCUGAAGCUGAACCAUGAAAAUCUAUUUACUGUAUGUCUUGCUAAUCUAACCGUUUUGUAUGUCUAAAUCAUUUGUGAAAUAAACAUUGCAACUUGCUCUGUUAUUUUAGUGAGAUUGUGGGUUUUCUGUACUUGUUUGGUUCAUUUUUAGUCCUCAUGUCUUGGUGUCAUGCCCAAACAUUUGGAGGUAAAAAAACCCAAAAAACAAUAUUAUAAAUGAUAGCCUUAACAUCUUUAUUUCCAAUUGAUGGAAGGACAUAAGAACAGGACACGUUUUGUGGGUUUUGUUCAUUUCAGUUUAGAAAGUACCACACAGUUAUGACCCAGUUCUCCUCAGGCAGUGCUGCUUGGGGUGUUGUGUGAUUUCAGCACACUCUGUCAGUCUAGUUUGCUGCUAAACAACAUCAGACUUAUUAUUCUACUGUUUCAGAUCUUGUUGUUUUGCCUCAUUACAACAGGCGAUGUGCUAGAUUUUCAGUCCCACCAAGUUAACGCGCUCAUCCUCAUUUCUUUGUGGUUUGAGUCAGCCGCAGCGUGCUGCCGCUCAGGAGAAGAAGAGGUGGAGGUUGGUUAUGAGCCAGACACUUGGAAGAGCAGAAAAGUUCAGCCAAAUUGGUUGCUAUUCCUCCUGGCCCUAUAAAGGUCAUAGAUUAUUUAGCACCACUUUAAAGCCGUGGACUGAUUACAAAGAUCAAGCUUCCUUCUUGGUUAAAAAAAAAAAAGUAGUUAAAAUUA